CGUAUCCGAACUGCGAUGCCAUAGUUCACCUGGAGCCAUGGCAUCCCGACUGCCCCUCGAAGGCAAAGUGGUCCAGGUCCGCAGCGUGGACCCCGAAGUCGUCUACCGCGUGGACGAGGGCGACUCGCGGGCGGUGGAUGCUGCUGGCCUGGUGGGCCUCGUGGGCCGAGUGCUUGGCCUGGCCUCCGGCAGCGGAAGGCACUAUGCUGUGGAGCUCUGGGACCUGGGGAUGACCCUGGCAUUCUUGCCGGACAAUCUGGCGGAGUAUGAUCCACCGGUACCCCAGGCUGGAGGCUUCGACCUCCUGUUCCCAGCCCCGGAGCCGGAGUCCAUGCUUGACUUUGGGAUGCAGCUAGGCGAGACCUUGGAGUCCAAAGGUUGGGCUGUGGUACAGCUCCCCUACUCAGACAUCCUUUGUGACGGUGCUGGCCGUGAGGCCAGGGCCAUCCGGCGCUUCACCAGCUUGCGCCAGGAAUUCAUUCCUGAUUACCUUGGACAUGGAGCCAGAGGAAAAGUACAAUUCCUGGCCCCACAGCGUGCUCGCGAAGAGCCCAAUCUUCAUCGCCUGGAUGCCGAAUUCAACAUCCUAGCGCAGGCGGUCGCUGCAAACUCCUGGCACAACAUGGGCUUUCGCUGCGUCGGUGAAAGAUGGCCAGGCAUGGUGUGGGUGCCCUAUGCGACCCGUCGAGAGGAGUACUCCCUUGAGAGCGAUUCGUUGAACGACGAUGAUGUUGAAGAAGGUCACCUCGAGGAGCAUUUGCAGUUCCUUCGGAGGAGAAGGCUAUGCUGCAUGAUGUGGCUGGAGUCCAGCGGCGAGGUUCAGCUUCAACCAGCCCCCGGGCGACCGGAGCGAGCGGUGACGCUGCCGGCGUUGCGGCGCAAGCUAUUGAUCUUCCGUGGGGACCGCAUGACCUUCUCGUACAAACCAGACGGCAGGUUUGCUGUGCUGCAGAGCUGGGUGCUGGAGCCUCCUGCAAAGUUCCAAAUCGGACGCCUUGAAGGCCAUCCUGUGAUGAAGGCAGAAGCUAUGGGUAUUCUGAAUGGCCGGCCGCAUCCAGAGGGCGACCGGGUGCAUGUGAUGAGUGUGGCGUGUAGGCUACCUGGCAAUGCCGGUGGCGCCGACCAGUACUGGUCCAUGCUCAUGGAUGGCACGGAUGGCAUGCUGACCAUCCCAAACGCCAGGUGGGACACCGACGUGUACUGCACCAAGGAUGGAGAAUUCGAGUAUGGGAAGGUGUACACCACGCAUGGUGCUUUUGUGGCGAACCAUGAAAUUUAUGGCUUCGACAACUCGUUCUUCAACAUACCGGAAGAAGAAGCCAUGUACAUGUCUCCAAGCCAGCGAGUUGUCAUGGAAGAGGGCUACUCUGUCCUCUUCAGGGCAGGUUACGUCAAGGACAGCCUUCGUGGGAAAAACAUCGGCGUGUUCCUGGGUGACACUGGCUCUGACUGGAGCCCGUUCAACCCCGCUGAGUACAUCAUCUCGCGUGGCCAGGAUACCAAGACAACAUCAGGCCUUCACACGACAGCCUACACGGGUGCCAGCACGUCCGUAGUGCCAUGCCGAUUGUCGCAUGCCUUGGAUACCAUUGGCCCUUCCCAGACUGUGGACACAGCAUGCUCCUCGUCAUUGGUUGCUACAGGGGCCGCCAUGCAGUGGCUUCGUCCACGCUUGCUCCCCGACCACCUCCAGCAUUUGAACAUUGGAAGGUUGCAGGAGGCAGUGGCUGGUGGAAUUUGCUGCCAGAUAGGUGUGGCAUCCUACAUCGGCAUGUGCGGCCUGCACAUGAUCUCCACACACGGACGUUGCUUUACCUUUGACGCCAGCGGGGACGGAUAUGCGCGCGGCGAAGGCUGCGGACUCGCAUUCUUGAAGGCCAGUGACUCUGAAGUGGACAUGUACGACCAGCUGUCCUGCUUGUUGGGCGUCUGCGUCAAUCAGGAUGGCCGCAGCGCAAGCAUGACGGCGCCCAAUGGACCUUCGCAGCAGGCAUGCAUCCUGCAAUCCAUGCGGGAGGCAGGCAAUUCAGCCAGAGAUAUCAACUUGGCAGAGUGCCACGGUACAGGCACAGCUCUGGGUGACCCGAUUGAAGUGGGCGCUUUGCGAAACGUCAUGGACCCCCGGGACACCACUCUGGCACUGACAAGCUCAAAAUCCAACAUUGGGCACUUGGAGGGCAGUGCUGGCAUUGCUGGCUUCCUGAAGUGUGUUGGAAUGUUGAUGGCUGGGACUUGCCCUCCGAAUGCCCACCUCUACUCGCUCAAUCCGCAUCUUGACGUCAAAGCGUUCCCAUGCUUCUUCGACACGGAGGCCAUUGACAGCGGAUUGAACAGCGCCCUCACUGGUGUGUCCUCCUUUGGCUUCGGUGGCACCAAUGGCCGCUGUGACGUUUGGGGUGCAGCAAGGUUUGGGCCCAACAAGUGCGGCAAAGUCAUGGAGGCGGAGGUGGACCAGAUCUACACCUUGUGUCCCAUCACCUUGGGCAAGAUCGACUACCUCACCGGGGAGCCCUUGACACGACGACUUGCUGCACUACGAAGGGGCAAGAGAAAGGCGGACGUGCUGCGAGAUGAGCUUUCUCGGUAUGAUGUCUCCAGGUAUGCAUACGACGGAGGGUUUCGUUAUCGUCAGCAAGAAAUCCCAGAAGGAAAGGAGGACUUUCCGCCGGACAGUAGCAUGUUCAUAUGCGGCUCUUGGAACGGAUUCUCAAUGGAGGAAAUGGACAUGGAUGGCGACAACUUGUUUAGCUGCAUCAUCACAUUGAGCCAAGAGAGAUAUGAGCUGUUUGACCUUUGUAUGGACCAAAAGGAGGAGCUAGCGCUCUUCCCAGCUGUGGACCGAGCAGGGCAGAUCAUAGCAGUUGAAGGUCCGGCUGUCAACAAGGAGCGCAAGAGGUGGUGCAUUGACGGGCGUGACACGGAGAUGUGUGCGGGAACCGUCAUCCAAAUCACCUUCCAGUUCAGCGUGGACAGGAUGACGGUCACAUGGAAGGAAAUCAGCGAGAAGCGGCGGGUGUUGGCCCUGCCUCGGCGACCCAGCUACUUUGUUUCGGGAAGCUUCACCAAGUGGCGCAACGUGGCUAUGAAGUGCGUGGAUGAGGAGGACUUCCAGGAGUGGUCCACCACCUUCAGGAUUGGCCAACGCGGCCGCGAAGAUUUCCAUAUCUUGAAGGAGGGGGACAAGCUGCAGGCAAUUUAUCCCACAUUCCCUCUUGCCACGGGCAGUGGCGAGGAGGCAUGCGGGCCCGACGAGUAUGGCAGCGGUCGCCACUUCCAGGUGAAGGGCAUGCCCAACGACGAGGUUGAGCUCUCGCUCUACGUGGAGGACGGUCAGGUGACAGUGAGGACCUUCACUGCUGCGUCCCGGCGUUCCAGGCAAUGGGAAAGCAUCAAGGGUUGGGCUCGACAUUCCUACUCGGUCAUUCAGCCUGGAGGACUUUCUGCCCCGAUGACGAUGGACGCCCGCCGUUCUGGGGUCUUCACUUGCAUGAUCGACGUCGGGCAGAAGUUCGACAAGCAAGCGGGCGCGUUCUGCUUCCACUUCCAGGUUGCCAUUGACGGUGACAGCCGAUGGGUCUUCCACCCGAGGCAGGUCGGUGGUCUAUCCGGCGAGGUCAUCGUAAACAGACCGCCGCUCCAUGGAAGUGGUUCCGACCUGCAGUUCACCAUCUACAGCCCAGCUCCUGGCAGGAACUUUAAGAUCACCCUGGACCUGACUGCAGAGGACAGGAGGCAUACGGUGACGUGGGCAGCUGUGUGAAGCUCAAGCAGUGCUUGAUUGCUCUCAUCAGCCAGUGCGGAUGUACAAAUCGUUGCGAGCUUAAGCUUGUAUUUGUUGAUAGCUUGAAAGUUAGACGAUGUCGUGCUUGGCUGGUGGC
Molecule: messenger RNA, 3878 nt
Organism: Effrenium voratum
Lineage: Eukaryota; Dinophyceae; Suessiales; Symbiodiniaceae
Source: the annotation of a GenBank genome assembly